ACUUUGAGGUUAACAUAUCAUUUUGGCUACAUUUCCCGUUGUUUUGAUCCAUGCUCAUAUGACCCAUGACGACUGUGCUCCUAUGUUUAUAAUGAAAGAUUCUUGACCUUCUUACGAAUUAAUUCCUGUUCGUCAACGUAUUAAUUACGCCUGCUCUGCUUAUGUAAUUUACAUAAAAAAUGAGCUCUUCGAACGAGCUAAUUCACAGUCAAGAGUAUCUCAGCUUUCGUAGCAGCAUCCCAUUGCGGCGCAUCUCUGUGGACUCUGACGCUUCAAAGGGAUGGAAAAUUUACGACUCUGGACCGAAAUCUGUUAAAGUUCCAAUAAUAUGUCUUCCACCGGCCAGCGGAACUGCUGAUGUAUUUUUCAAGCAAGUGUUGGCGCUCAACGCCAAAGGCUUUAGGGUCAUUGCAGCUGAACCCCCAGCAUACUGGACUGUAAAGGAGUUUUGUGAAGGGCUGAAGAAACUUAUUGAUCACCUCGGCUUGCUCAAAAUCCACAUUUUUGGUGCCUCAUUAGGAGGCUUUCUCGCUCAAAAGUUUGCCGAAUACACAUCCAACUGCUCUCGAGUUGCUUCCCUAAUUCUGUGCAACUCAUUCACCGACACAUCAAUAUUCAAUUACGCAGACACAGCUUCGUAUUUUUGGAUGCUUCCAUCUUUGGUGUUGAAAAGAAUGGUCAUGGGAAACUUCUCUAACAAGAUUGUAGAUUCCAAAAUAGCCGACUCAAUUGAUUUCAUGGUUGACAGGCUGGAAAGCCUUACUCAACCAGAACUAGCUUCAAGACUUACCCUAAAUUGCCUGGAAUGUGCAGUGCAACCCCAAAAACUCUCUGGUCUGAAAAUUACUCUGAUUGACGUUUUCGACGAGUACGCUCUCUCAACCCAAGUCAGGGAAAACCUGUACAAAAGCUACCCCUCGGCCAAGUUGGCGCAUUUGAAAAGUGGAGGGAACUUUCCUUACUUGAGUCGAUGCGACGAAGUCAAUCUUCACAUUCAGAUUCACCUGCGAUCCUUUGAAGAUACUAAUCUUUGGGCUGCUGAGCCUUUGAAUAAUACAGAAAAGUCACAUUAACCAAGGAGAUACCCACACAGGAAACAAAUUGUGAUCUGCACAUUCUUUUGUAUUGUUUCUAAAAUCCACAAGCUGUAACUGCGCUAUACCGAAAGUGAUAAUAAUUAAGGGCUUGCAAACAACAAUCUUUGUUUAUUCCUAAUUUUGUAGAUUAAUUUUUCAAACUUGUAAUUAUAAAAUAUAGAUUAAAUUUAAUUUAGCCUGAAGUUUUGUAUUAUAGUGGUGCAUGGCUAUAAAAAUUGAGUAUUUUGCUUAAAUGGAAAACAAAUAAAUACCAAGUUGAACUGAAUUAAACUAUACUUUUACU
Molecule: messenger RNA, 1380 nt
Organism: Neocloeon triangulifer
Lineage: Eukaryota; Metazoa; Arthropoda; Insecta; Ephemeroptera; Baetidae
Product: maspardin-like
Exons: 8
Coding region: 180-1073 (297 amino acids)
Source: RefSeq, a predicted model, not a curated record